Molecule: messenger RNA, 1152 nt
Organism: Hypoxylon fragiforme
Lineage: Eukaryota; Fungi; Ascomycota; Sordariomycetes; Xylariales; Hypoxylaceae
Product: thioredoxin-like [2Fe-2S] ferredoxin-domain-containing protein
Exons: 3
Coding region: 221-1000 (259 amino acids)
Molecular function (GO): NADH dehydrogenase activity
Source: RefSeq, a predicted model, not a curated record
UUUUUGACCAACACGAUGAAUCUGAUUGGAUUAGAAGGUUGAUCUAAAGUUGAUCUUCAGUCAAUUGAAAUCAUUGAAACCUCUCAUAUCGACCAAAUCGACCAAAUCGACCAUAUCGAUCAUAUCGGUCCAUACGAUCCCAUACUAUAGCCCGACUUGCCGAAGCUCUGUUAUUCCUAUCCUUCUUCAAUUGACUCUACAACCAACAUCACAUCCCACCAUGGCGUCCAAGAUCGCCCCCGUUCUCUUCAGAACGUCAUUUCGCCCAGCAUACCGGGCAUCCCGAUCACAGUUCCGAACAUUCACAUCCGGUAGCUCGAGGAGGAGUGAGACUCUUGCAGUACACCGAAAUUCGCCCGACAACAACCCCGACCUACCUUUCAAGUUUUCUGCCCAAAAUGAAGAGGUUAUUGCCGAGAUCCUGAAACGAUACCCGCCACAAUAUAAGAAGGCAGCUGUCAUGCCACUGCUGGACCUUGGACAGCGCCAGCACGGCUUCACGUCCAUAUCCGUCAUGAACGAGGUGGCGCGACUCCUCGAGAUGCCUCCUACUCGAGUUUACGAAGUCGCCUCCUUCUACACCAUGUACAACCGGACACCCGUCGGCAAAUUUCACGUCCAAGCUUGCACCACGACACCCUGCCAACUCGGCGGCUGCGGCAGUGACUCCAUCGUCAAGGCGAUCAAGGAGCACCUAGGGAUCAAGCAAGGCGAGACGACAAGCGAUGGACUGUUCACAUUCAUCGAGGUCGAGUGCCUGGGCGCUUGCGUCAACGCCCCCAUGAUCCAGAUCAACGACGACUACUACGAGGACCUCACACCCGAAACCACCAAGCAACUCCUCACAGCGCUGAAAGAGAGCGCCACCUCAUCCAGCUCCAGCGUCAAAGUGCCCGCCCCAGGUCCUCUGAGCGGCCGCCAGACUUGCGAGAACAGCGCCGGCCAGACGAAUCUGACGAGCGAGCCGUGGGGCAUCGAGACUACGAGAAAGGACUUGUAGAUGAUGAGGGGCGAGUAACGAGGAAUGGAUGACUUCGUAGAGCAUUGGGCCAACGUAGUAGUUAUAGCCUCUCUGUACAUACUACCUUAGCAAACACCUGCAUUGAUUCACGGAAAACAAGCAAACCCAAAAACCAUUUCCACAGUUCCAGA